Messenger RNA from Apodemus sylvaticus (European woodmouse), 3908 nucleotides. It is a transcript of the gene Nrde2, whose product is annotated as NRDE-2, necessary for RNA interference, domain containing. Bases 244 to 3747 code for a protein of 1167 amino acids. The record is from RefSeq and is a predicted model, not a curated record. The transcript has 14 exons. Gene Ontology annotation, biological process: regulatory ncRNA-mediated post-transcriptional gene silencing; RNA processing; negative regulation of RNA catabolic process. NCBI's taxonomy places the organism in Eukaryota, Metazoa, Chordata, Mammalia, Rodentia, Muridae. Gene Ontology annotation, molecular function: protein binding. Gene Ontology annotation, cellular component: catalytic step 2 spliceosome.
UCCACAGAGGCCGGAGGCCACUAACUGCAAGGAAACAGUCUCCGCUCCCGCCUCCGAUCUCACCCUGUUCCCUUCUCUCCUCUCUACCCUUCGGGUCUCUGCACCGCCUUGCCCAGGAGUUAAGCCUCAACGAAUGCAGGAAGAACUACAUUUCCCAGAGUGCCUCGCGAGUCAGUGUCCUCCAACCAGAGCUCUCCAGACCGCGCCAUUUCUGUGGCAGGAGUGGUGGUGCGGCCUGUGAUUAUGGCGCUGUUCCCGGCCUUUGCGGGCGUAAGUGAGGCCUCCGGUGAUGGGGCAUCCAGAAAAGAGUUAGAUUGGCUGAGCAACCCAAGCUUCCGUGUUGGAAAUCUAACUUCUCUGAGCCAACAAACCGAAGAGGUCACAGCCCUUGCUCCCGAAGGCUCACCACUGACAAGGAGUCCUCUGAAGUCAGAGCUCUCAGACGAGAGUGACACUAGCGAGAAGCUCACACAGAUUAGCAGAAAAAAGAAGAAGGAGAAAAAGAAGAAAAGGAAACAUCAGCACCAUAAGAAAGCCAAGAGGAGACAGGAGCAGUCAAGCAGCAGUGGGUCUGAGUCCGACGCCGAGGCUGGGAAGGAUAGGGCUUCCCGAAGCAGCAGGGAUGGCCAGAAGGAGCCUGAGAAAGCCCGUCAGGGAAGUAAUGUUGCUGCUGCUGCUGCUGCUGCUCCUGGACACCCCUCCAUUUGGCUGGAAGAUGUCUCCACUCUGACAGACGUCUUCAGGACAGAUAAGAAGCCAGACCCUGCCAACUGGGAGUAUAAAUCUCUGUAUCGUGGGGACAUAGCGAGGUACAAGAGGAAGGGAGACUCCUGCCUGGGUCUCAAUCCUAAGAAACAGUGUAUAUCUUGGGAAGGGGCUUCUGCAGCAAAGCGGCACUCCCACAGGCCCCUGGAGCGCUAUUUUACUAAGAAGAAUGUGGGGUUAAUGCGCACUGAGGGGGUCGCUGUGUGCAGUCACCCUGAGCCUCCCUCCUCUGAGCCCGUCACAUUCAUCCCAGUGAAGGACUCUGCUGACACGGCGACUCCUGUCGCAACAUGGCUGAACCCUCUGGGGAUUUAUGAUCAGUCUACCACACAGUGGUUACAAGGACAGGGCCCAGCAGAGCAAGAACCAAAGCAGCCGGACUCACAGCAAGACAGGGAGAGUGCUGCUCUGAAGGCCAGAGUGGAAGACUUUAACAGAAGGGUUCGGGAGAAUCCUCGGGACACGCAGCUGUGGAUGGCCUUUGUGGCUUUCCAGGACGAGGUCAUGAGAAGUCCUGGUAUCUGUGCCCUUGGGGACGGAGAGCAGGAGAAGCACAGGAAGUCCCUGAAGCUCCUCUUGGAGAAGAAGCUGGCUGUGCUGGAGCGGGCCAUCGAGAGCAACCCAAGCAGCGUGGACCUGAAACUCGCCAAGCUGCAGCUGUGCUCAGAGUUCUGGGAGCCCAGCGCGCUGGCCAAGGAGUGGCAGAAGCUCCUCUUCCUGCACCCCAACAACACAAGCCUGUGGCAGCGCUACCUCUCCUUUUGCCAGAGUCAGUUUGGCACCUUUUCGGUAUCCAAACUCCACAGUCUAUAUGGCAAGUGCUUGAGUACCUUGUCUGCCGUUAAAGAUGGCAGCAUGCUAUCCCACCCUGUGUUGCCGGGCACCGAGGAAGCCAUGUUUGGGCUCUUUCUUCAGCAGUGCCACUUUCUACGGCAGGCUGGCCACUCGGAGAAGGUCAUCUCUUUGUUCCAGGCCAUGGUCGACUUCACCUUCUUCAAGCCUGACAGUGUGAAAGAGCUGCCUACUAAAGUACAGGUGGAAUUCUUUGAACCCUUCUGGGACAGCGGAGAGCCUCGUGUUGGGGAGAAGGGAGCCCGAGGCUGGCGGGCGUGGAUGCACCAGCAGGAGCGUGGUGGCUGGGUGCUUGUCACCCCAGAUGAGGAUGAGGAGGAGCCAGAAGAGGAGGACCAGGAGAUAAAAGACAAGAGCCUGCCCAGGUGGCAGAUCUGGCUUGCCAUUGAACGAUCUCGAGCCCAGAGGCACUGGCGGCCCUGGCGGCCCGAUAAGACCAAGAAGCAAACAGAGGAAGACUGUGAGGACCCCGAAAGACAGGUGCUGUUUGACGAUAUUGGGCAAUCUUUGAUCAGACUUUCCAGCCCGGGUCUCCAGUUCCAGCUCAUUGAGGCCUUCCUGCAGUUCCUGGGCGUGCCUUCCGGCUUCCUUCCCCCCUCCUCCUGCCUUUACCUGGCCAUGGACGAGAGUAGCAUCUUCAAGAGUGAACUUUAUGAUGAAAAGCCCUUGACUCACUUCAACCCUUCGUUUUCGGGCAUUAGCUGUGUUGGCUACAUGGAGCAGUUGGGGUGUCCCCGCUGGACCAAAGGCCACAACCGAGAGGGCGAGGAGUUUGUCCGCAACGUCUUCCACCUGGUGCUGCCUUUGUUCUCGGGCAGGCAGAAGUCCCAGCUCUGCCUCUACUGGUUACAGUACGAGAUCGCAAAGGUCAUUUGGUGUCUACACACUAAAAAGAAGCGAUUAAAGUCUCAGGGAAAGAACUGCAAAAAACUAGCCAAGAAUCUCCUUAAGGAGCCAGAAAACCGCAACAACUUCUGCCUGUGGAAGCAGUAUGCACAUCUGGAGUGGCUGCUAGGCAACACAGAGGAUGCCAGAAAGGUGUUCGAUACAGCGCUCAGCCUGGCCGGCAGCAGUGAGCUGAAGGACCGUGAACUCUGUGAACUCAGUCUGCUCUAUGCCGAGCUGGAGAUGGAGCUGUCGCCGGACUCGAGAGGAGCCACCACAGGCCGAGCUGUCCACAUACUAACACGGCUGACGGAGAGCAGUCCCUACGGGCCCUACACUGGGCAGGUCUUGUCCACGCAGGUGCUGAGAGCCCGGAAGGCUUAUGAGCACGCUCUGGAGGACUGUCUGGGGCAGAGCUGUGCCUCCAGCCCAGCUCCUGCGGAGCCUCUGGACUGCCUGGGGAGCCUGGUGAGAUGCUUCAUGCUCUUCCAGUAUCUGACUGUGGGAAUUGAUGCUGCUGCGCAGAUAUAUGGACAGGUGUUUUCCAAGCUGAAGGGCUCUGCUCUCCCAGAAGGCCCUGGGUCAGAGGACAGCGUCAGCUCCCAGAGUUUGACCAGUGUUCUUGAGUCUGUCACCCUGAUGUACACAAGUCUGCUGCGAUUCCACAUGAAUGUUUGUGUGUACCCACUGGCUCCACUCCGAGAGACCCUCUCAGAGGCUUUAAAGCUGUAUCCAGGCAACCAGGUUCUUUGGAGGGCUUAUAUACAGAUUCAGAAUAAGUCGCACAGUGCUAACAAGACCAGAAGAUUCUUUGACACAGUCACCAGGUCUGCCAGCCAUUUGGAGCCCUGGCUGUUUGCAAUCGAAGCGGAGAAGCUAAGGAAAAGGCUGGUGGAAUCUGUUCAGAGGGUAGGUGGCAGGGAGGUCCACGCUACAAUCCCGGAGACUGGCCUCACUCAUCGGAUCAGAGCUUUGUUUGAAAAUGCAAUUCGGAGUGACAAGGGCAGCCAGUGCCCCCUACUGUGGAGGAUGUAUUUGAAUUUUUUGGUUUCCUUAGGAAACAAAGAAAGAAGCAAAGGCAUGUUCUACAAGGCCCUGCAAAGCUGCCCUUGGGCAAAGGUGCUGUACAUGGACGCCAUGGAGUAUUUCCCAGAUGAGCUGCAGGAGAUCCUGGAUGUGAUGACUGAGAAGGAGCUCCGUGUGCGUCUGCCCCUGGAGGAGCUGGAGCUACUGCUGGAGGAUUAGAGUGCAGCCAGGCCUGUGCAGUCUGCAGAACCAAGAGCCGCGGCUGGGCAAGGAGCGGCUUUCUCCACUGUCUGCUGGGGCUUGGAUGAAUUGUUUUACAUAUUAUAUAUGUGAUCUCUAUGUACAGACAGUCAUGCCAGUGAUAAACCUUUUGUGGUUGA